Messenger RNA from Photinus pyralis (common eastern firefly), 2438 nucleotides. Its product is annotated as ornithine decarboxylase 1-like. The record is from RefSeq and is a predicted model, not a curated record. NCBI's taxonomy places the organism in Eukaryota, Metazoa, Arthropoda, Insecta, Coleoptera, Lampyridae. The coding region runs from base 505 to 1929 and encodes 474 amino acids. Gene Ontology annotation, cellular component: cytoplasm. Gene Ontology annotation, molecular function: ornithine decarboxylase activity. The transcript has 6 exons.
GUCAUGAAUGUGAGGUAGAUGCAAUGCCCAUCUGCCCCCAAGCAUAUACCAUCAGUAUCCCAUUUGCCUAAGACGACUUUGAUUGAUUGUGUGUGACAGAAAGAUAAUUUUUUGAACGCGGUACACAAAAGUGAAUGGUUACUGAAAAUUUAUAAUAAUGAUGUUGUCGCUCUAACGUGUCGCAUGGUUAAUUAUGCAAUCGUAUUGCUAAAAAAAUGAUCAAACAGUCGCGUGUUGCCAGUAGAUCAAAAAUAACGCCAAAAAUUUAAGGGUUGUGCUGAGCGGCGACUGAUCCCCGCCGUUCGAGUAACAUAUUUGCCAUACAACUAUUGUUUGUACCUUGACGGAGAACCUCCUUGGAGCUGCUAGCUCCCCUAAGUAUUGAGUAACCCCUUUUGUAUUUUAUACACACACGCUGCACUACCCUGAGCAAGAGCUGCCUCUUUGCUUUUCGCACAUUUUUUAAUUGUAUUUAACAAUACUACAUUUUUUAAUCGAGAAACCAUGAAGAUCAGCACAGUAGAAGACGAACGCGUCCACGUUCUAAACAAUAAUUCCAACGUAUGGUCCAUAAUUCGUGACAUAGUCGAUACCGGCACUCAAGAAGACGCAUUUUACAUUUGCGACAUCGGCGACAUUGUGCAAAAACACAAAAUCUGGAAGUCUGCAUUUCCGCGUGUACAACCUCAUUAUGCUGUCAAAUGCAACGAUAGCCUUACUGUAAUUGAGGUUCUCGCCGCAUUGGGAACCAGUUUCGAUUGUGCCUCUAAAGGAGAAAUAAAUAAGGUGCUCGAAAUUGGUGUGGAUCCCAAUCGUAUAAUUUUCGCGAAUCCUGCAAAACCCAUUAGCCAUAUUCGACAUGCGGCCGAUGUGGGAGUUAAUACGAUGACAUUCGAUAAUGAAGUUGAAUUGCAUAAGGUUAAAAACUUGUUUCCUGAUGCCAAGAUGGUUAUACGUAUCAGAUGUGACGCUAAGGUAUCUCAGUGUCCUUUGGGCAUGAAAUUUGGAUGUAAUGCCGAGACCGAAGCCCCUCAUCUGUUACGAGUAGCGUCCGAGUUGGGACUCGAUGUUGUUGGUGUUAGUUUCCAUGUCGGUUCCGGUUGUGGUGAGCCGGACGUUUUUCGUAAAGCCAUCGCUCUCAGUCGACAAAUUUUUGAUUAUGCAGAAUCUCUGGGUUAUCGUUUUAAUCUAUUGGACCUUGGUGGUGGAUACCCCGGUGACCAUAGUAAUUCCAUUUUUGAGAUUGCAGAAAUAAUAAAUUGCGCUUUGGAAGAUUACUUUCCGGAUCCGUCUGUGCAUGUCAUUGCGGAACCGGGACGAUUCUAUGUUUCUUCGGCUUACACAUUAGCUUGCAAUGUUCAUUCAAUUAGAGGUGUUGCUACAAAGGAUCCUGUUACUGAAGCACCUUCGACUCAUUACAUGUAUUACAUUAAUGACGGUGUCUACGGAAGCUUCAAUUGUGUAUUGUAUGACCAUCAACAUGUCGUGGGUCUACCUCUGAAGGAGUACCCGCACUCUAAGUUGCAUUCAAGUAGUAUUUGGGGUCCGACUUGUGACGGUUUGGACCAGGUGGUUGAAGAAACUCUUUUGCCUGAACUACAUGUCGGUGAUUGGCUAAUAUUUGAAAAUAUGGGUGCCUACACGCUUCCAGUAGCAAGUCCAUUUAACGGUUUUCCUGUACCAAAAGUUCACGUAGUGGCUAACGAAGAUAUUUGGAUGCUUCUGAAGGAUAUUCUGCCUUUAACCGAGGAUCAUUUUGUAAUUGGAACAACUCCAGCUUCACUGGUUAAGAAUAUGAAUGUAGAUCGAGAAACUGAUUGGGUUUUACCAGACCUACCGAUCACCAUUACUUUACCAAUUUGCGGCGACGGUACCAUUAUUGAGGAACACGUUUUGGAGUAUGUGGACGUAUGUCCUGUAGCACAUUGACAUAUCAUUUUCUGUGUCACGAAUUUCCCCAACAUUUUUACGUUUUAAAUAAUUUUUGUUUAAUUUUUUCACUACAAUUUUAGGUUUACAUCAUUUUUGCAAUAACUAACUAUGAAUUAACUUAAAAAAUGGGAACAAUUACUUAUAAUAUUUUUCAAAAAUUGUACUUUAAGAUUUUAUAGUUUUUACCUUGACCUAAGAUAUGUGUAUCUGUUAAAUGUAGUUAACGAGGGGCUUUCUAUGUAGCAACGCUGUCGAUUUUUGCUGUGAAAAUUGACACAAAAUUAUUGGGAAUGUAAAAUUAAUUGCCAUAGAAAGCCUAUUUGUGAAAGUAAAGGGGCAGCUUAAGCUUAUUCAAAAUAAAAAUCAUCAGGAUAGUCUAGUAGAUUUCUUCAAUUAAACACAAAUCUACUAGACUAUCUUGUUUGCUUCGAUUAUCAUAGAGUAAGUAAAUUGCUUGCUCUACGAUUACGCUUGACCAUUGAUGUAUGAAUAAAUUAUUAAUGUAA